This is a messenger RNA of Penicillium manginii, 237 nucleotides long. RefSeq lists its product as uncharacterized. The coding region runs from base 1 to 237 and encodes 78 amino acids. NCBI's taxonomy places the organism in Eukaryota, Fungi, Ascomycota, Eurotiomycetes, Eurotiales, Aspergillaceae. The record is from RefSeq and is a predicted model, not a curated record. The transcript has a single exon.
AUGUCGAGCAACACAUCCAGUCGCCAAAGCUCUAUACACUUGCCCGCCGGCCUUGUCAAGGACUCCGAUAUCAGUUCCGCUGUCGAUAAACAAGAAGUUGCAAACACCAGCCCGUCUGGCUUCAAGCGUCGCUGGCAAGACAUUCGCAAGAAAUGGGGUCCCUUGAUGGCAGCCAAGGAGCACUUGGAUGAUGAAUAUACGUUCCCUCCGGGCCGUUACGCUGGACAGGGUAUUUAA